This is a messenger RNA of Antechinus flavipes (yellow-footed antechinus), 3583 nucleotides long. It is a transcript of the gene PFKP, whose product is annotated as phosphofructokinase, platelet. Bases 119 to 2719 code for a protein of 866 amino acids. The transcript has 23 exons. Gene Ontology annotation, cellular component: membrane; 6-phosphofructokinase complex; cytoplasm. Gene Ontology annotation, biological process: fructose 1,6-bisphosphate metabolic process; fructose 6-phosphate metabolic process; canonical glycolysis. Gene Ontology annotation, molecular function: AMP binding; identical protein binding; ATP binding. The record is from RefSeq and is a predicted model, not a curated record. NCBI's taxonomy places the organism in Eukaryota, Metazoa, Chordata, Mammalia, Dasyuromorphia, Dasyuridae.
GGGGCUGGUCAAAGGGUGGAGCGUGCAGCGGCCGGUAGCUGCCUAGACAUCGAGGACUCGGCUUCUUGCUGGACUUCUGUGGAUGCGCUGACUGCCCAGGCCGACUAAAGCUGCAGCCAUGGCUUCCGAGGGUAAAGAGAGCAAGCCGGAUUCUCAGUCGCCGGCAGCGCCUGCGUUUACUUGCAAGGACUUGGCUGCCUCUGCGACUCAUCAGCCGACAGACAAGAAAUUGUUCGAGAAUCUCUCCGGUGCUGGCAAAGUCAUCGGGGUCCUUACUAGCGGCGGCGAUGCUCAAGGAAUGAAUGCAGCUGUUCGAGCUGUAGUGCGGAUGGGAAUCUAUGUGGGAGCCAAAAUGUAUUUUGUGUAUGAGGGUUAUCAAGGCAUGGUAGAUGGAGGCAAUAAUAUUGUUGAAGUUACCUGGGAAUGUGUUUCCAGUAUUCUCCAAGUGGGAGGAACAGUCAUUGGCAGUGCACGUUGCCAAGCAUUCCGUACUCGGGAAGGUCGCUUACAAGCAGCUUAUAACUUGAUUCAAAAGGGAAUUACUAACUUGUGUGUGAUUGGUGGAGAUGGAAGCUUAACAGGAGCCAACCUUUUCCGUGAGGAAUGGAGUGGACUAUUGGAAGAAUUGGCUAAAACUGGUAAAAUUGAAAAGGAAGCUGUGAAGAAAUAUGCUUACCUCAACAUUGUGGGGAUGGUGGGCUCCAUAGAUAAUGACUUCUGUGGGACGGAUAUGACAAUUGGCACUGACUCUGCUUUGCACAGAAUCAUUGAAGUUGUGGAUGCCAUUAUGACCACUGCCCAGAGUCACCAGAGGACCUUUGUUCUGGAGGUUAUGGGAAGACACUGUGGAUAUCUAGCUCUUGUGAGUGCCCUGGCUUGUGGUGCAGAUUGGGUAUUUAUUCCUGAAUACCCACCAGAAGAAGGCUGGGAGAAGCUUCUCUGUACUAAACUAUUUGAGAACCGUGCCAACAAGAAGAGGCUGAACAUCAUAAUUGUUGCAGAAGGGGCGAUUGAUAUCCAUAAUAAACCUAUUACUUCAGAGAAGGUUAAGGAUCUUGUAGUUAAACAACUGGGAUAUGAUACUCGUGUGACAAUUCUUGGACAUGUCCAAAGAGGAGGAACUCCUUCUGCUUUUGACAGGAUUCUGGCAAGUCGCAUGGGUGUUGAUGCUGUACUGGCCCUUCUUGAGGCUACACCAGAUACCCCUGCAUGUGUUGUUUCCCUGUCUGGAAACCAGUCUGUGCGUCUGCCCCUGAUGGAGUGUGUGCAUAUGACUCAGGAAGUUCAGAAGGCAAUGGAUAAUUGCCAGUUUGCUGAGGCUGUGAAGCUUCGAGGAAGGAGCUUUGAGAACAACCUGAACACCUAUAAAUUGCUGUCUCAAAAAAAACCAGAUUCAGAGCUUCCAAAGAGCAAUUUUAAUGUGGCUGUUAUGAAUGUGGGUGCUCCUGCUGCAGGGAUGAAUGCUGCUGUCCGUUCAGCAGUGAGAAUGGGAAUCAGUGAGGGUCACAAGAUGUUUGCUGUCAAUAAUGGCUUUGAAGGAUUUUCUAAAGGUCAGAUAAAAGAAAUCACCUGGGGAGGUGUUGGAGGUUGGACUGGCCAAGGAGGAUCCAUUCUUGGCACAAAACGUACUCUCCCUGCAAAGUAUUUGGAAGCGAUUGCUGAACAGAUGCGUAUUCAUAAUAUCAAUGCUCUUUUGGUUAUUGGUGGAUUUGAGGCCUACCUGGGAUUGCUGGAACUGUCAGCUGCCCGUGAAAAAUAUGAGGAAUUCUGUGUUCCUAUGGUUAUGGUUCCUGCUACUGUUUCCAACAAUGUACCAGGUUCAGAUUUCAGCAUUGGUGCAGAUACUGCUCUGAACACUAUCACUGAUGGUUAUCAGAGUUGUAUACAGCUAGCUGAGGCACGGCCCCAAUAUCAGGAGUUUUGCAUUCCUAUAUGCAUUGUGCCUACUACUAUUAGCAACAACGUACCAGGCACAGAAAUUUCUCUUGGUAGUGACACUGGCCUGAAUGCUAUUAUGGAGACCUGUGAUCGAAUCAAGCAAUCAGCUAGUGGGACUAAGAGGCGGGUCUUUAUCAUCGAGACAAUGGGUGGCUACUGUGGAUACCUGGCCAGCAUGGGAGGCCUUUCUGCCGGAGCUGAUGUAGCGUAUAUUUUUGAAGAACAAUUUGACAUCCGAGAACUACAGGCUAACGUGGAACAUUUGACAGAGAAAAUGAAGACUACCAUACAAAGAGGCCUGGUGCUCAGAAAUGAGAACUGUAAUGAAAAUUACACCACUGAUUUCAUUUAUCAACUCUACUCUGAGGAAGGAAAAGGAAUAUUUGAUUGCAGAAAAAAUGUCUUAGGUCACAUGCAACAGGGUGGAGCACCUUCUCCUUUUGACAGAAAUUUUGGAACAAAAAUUUCUGCCAAAGCCGUACUGUGGCUCUCAGAGAAACUUAAGGAAAGCUAUAGAAAAGGAAAAGUGUUUGCCAACACUGAUGAGUCAGUCUGUCUGCUAGGGAUGCGUACAAGAAAACUUAUUUUCCAACCUGUGACUGAAUUGAAGAGUCAAACAGAUUUUGAGCACAGAAUUCCCAAAGAACAAUGGUGGUUGAAACUUCGACCUUUGAUGAAAAUUUUGGCCAAGUACAAAAUCAGCUAUGAUGUUUCUGAUUCAGGUCAGCUAGAACAUAUACCCGGCUGUGAGAUUGGACAAAUAGAAACUCAAACCGCAUAAAGAUAAUGUUAAGAUUAAAUAAUAAUGUUGUAAGUCAUGAUAGUAGAGUCAUAUUGAAUGUCUAUAAUGAUGCUUUAGAAAUUUUUGGUCACUGCUGUUUUUUGUAACACUUAAGUUAUUGUGUCAGCACUUUAUGCAAAAAAAGGAUUAUGUUGCGAUUUUUUUUUCCAGUAUUGUAUUAGCUGUUAAAUAUUCAAUCACUAACUACAAAAUACCAAUUAUGAAUUAUUUCCUAAUUACCUAGUGAUCAUUAUAAAUAAAUAACUCAAAUGCAAAAUAAUGAAUAUAUUAUGAAGUAAAUCUCUUAUGUACUUUGUAUCAAAACCUAUUUCUACAAAGAACAUAUGUAGAUUGUUUUAUGUCCAGCUAAAGAUGUGUAUAUAUCUAAAGUGGAAUUAAAGUGAAUAUUACAACUAUAAUUGUAUAUUUGUGAAAAGUAAGCUUAAACAAUGUCAAAAACAGGCUUGGUUCCAAAAGUGAUCAAUCAUUUCGCCACAAAUCUGCAGUAUUUUCAUUUCUCCAAAGACAGUUUGAAAAAGUUAAUACUGAAUCUAUGGUUAUAAAUAUAGUGACUUUAAUGAAUAACCAAACAAAAACCUAGUAGCUUUCAUGUUUUUAACUGGUAACACAGAACUUAGAUUAGAUAUAUAACAUUUGAACAAACAAUUUUGAUUUUUUUUGUUCUCAGGAUAAACUAUGGGUUAAAUUUUUAGUGGUUCAAAGAUGAAGUGCUCAAAUUCUGACCUAAAGAACAACAUUAUAGGGGCAAGUAGGUGGUACAGUGAAUAGAGCAACAGCCCUGAAAUCAGGAGGAUCUGAGUUCAAAUGUGGUCUCAGACACUAAACACUUCCUAGCUGUGUGAC